Molecule: messenger RNA, 957 nt
Organism: Meloidogyne enterolobii
Lineage: Eukaryota; Metazoa; Nematoda; Chromadorea; Rhabditida; Meloidogynidae
Source: the annotation of a GenBank genome assembly
AUGCAUUAUUCUAUUAAUUUCUUUUGCUUGCUAAUUUUCGUUGUAAUUAUUGAGUCUAUACCUAACUACUACGAAAUAUUAAAAGUCUCUAAAGAUGCAUCUACCAGAGAUAUCAAAACUGCAUACAAAAGAUUAAUGUUAAGAUAUCAUCCAGACAAAAAUAAAGAUAAUCCAGUCGCUUUGGAAUAUUCCAAGAAAAUAAAUGAGGCUUGUAGAAUUCUUUGCGAUGAGAAAAAUAGGAUGGAGUAUGAUAAAAAAUUAAACAAAUCUUCUGGAUCACCUACUACAUCUGAAGAAUCCUCUCCAUCGUCUAGUGGAUCACCUACCACGUCUGGAGAAUCCUCUCCAUCGUCUAGUGGAUCAUCUACUACGUCUGGAGAAUCAUCCACAUCGUCUGAAGGAUCAUAUCCGACCUUUGCUGGAUCUUCGCCAAAAAGAAAGAAAGCACAUACAGAUUUCGGAUCGUCGUCAAAAGGAAAAUCUUCAACCUUCAGUUUUAAUUUUGAUUCAAGAUUUUUUCCAAAUUUCUUUGGAGGGUCAUCGUCAGGAUUUACUAAUUCAACGUCUAAUGGAAGUUCGAAAGGAAGUCAUAUAGGAGGUAUAAAGUUGAUUAUCAACGAUUUGAAAAUUGUUGUUUUCUCAAACAAAAUUCGUGUGCAAAAUAAAAAUGAAGUUUACGAAACUAACUAUUUAGAAAUAAAAGGAGCUGCAAACAGGCUUAAAAUAUACGGAAAUAAUAUUCAGAUUGAAAAUGUCAAGAAAGAUCAUAAAAAAAUUAUAGCAAAAUCAGUUAAAAUCGACAUAAAGGGCGAACAUAUUAACGUUAACCCAACAAAAAUCGAAUAUAAAUUUUCUGAAGAUUUAAAAAAAUUAAAACCAACAGGAAAUAUUACGGGUAUAAAUGGCACAAUAAAUACAGUUGAGGUGAGAUUUUAUAAAAUGCAUAGGAAAAUUUGA